CGUGAAGUAUCCCGUCUGUCUCUACUAGUGCAGGGAAGGGGUGCUGCUGGAGUGCUGGCCGAGCACGCUGCACUGUCACUGCUCACGCGAGGCGUGGAGUCGUCAGGUGACGGUGCGUGGCGUCAGCCAUCUUGUGUUGUUGCUGGGCUUGUGGACUCGCUUCGGGUGAGAAGCUGUGAGAGAGAUUUUCACUCUCUUUAUAAUAAACCGUAAGGAAACAGAAAAAGCAUUAUGACAGCUGAGACUCAGACCCUGAACUUUGGCCCUGAGUGGCUUCGAGCUUUGUCUAGUGGGGGUUCUGUUAUUUCCCCACCCCUUUCCCCGGCGUUGCCAAAGUACAAACUUGCAGACUAUCGGUAUGGCCGGGAAGAGAUGCUUGCACUUUAUAUAAAGGACAACAAGGUUCCUUCAGAUCUCCUGGACAAAGAGUUCUUGCCCAUUUUGAAAGAAGAGCCCCUACUACCUUUGGCACUUGUUCCGUUUACUGAAGAGGAGCAGGGUCCACAGAUUAACUACAGGAUAACAUUGGGAUAUAAGAGAAACUUCUCAAUGUCUGUUAACAGUACUGCUGUGCUUCGCCUCAUGGGGAGGGGCAGCGGUGGAGGAGGGGGAACAGUAGUAGGGGCACCAAGGGGCCGGAGUUCCUCCAGAGGUCGAGGCAGAGGAAGAGGAGAAGGUGGUUUCUACCAAAGAAGUUUUGAUGAAGUCGAGAGCGGCUUUGGUCGAGGAGUCCGUGAGAUGCAUCGGUCUCAGAGUUGGGAAGAAAGAGGAGAACGUCGGUUUGAAAAACCAGCAAGAAAAGAACCAGUUCGGCCUGUGGUUGAAGAGGGAGUCACAGCUGCUGCUGCUGCUGGGAGAAAGCAAGAAUUUAUCCGUUCAGAGACUGGGAGCUGGCGUAGCCUGCGGGAGGAGUUGAAUGGCGAGGAAGAGGAAGGUGGUGGUGUCUGGAGGACUGCAGCACCCAGAAGAGAUGGUGAGAGGUGGCGCUCUAAUAGUCCUGAUGGUGCUCGAGGGCCUGGGUGGCGAGAACAUCCAGAGCGCCGUAGGCGGUUCGAAUUUGACUUCAGAGAAAGAGAUGAUGAACGUGGCUAUCGUAGGACUCGUAGUGGCUCUGGUAGUGCAGAGGAUGAGCGUGACAGCUUGCCAGAAUGGUGCCUGGAGGAUGCAGAAGAUGAAACUGGCACCUUUGACUCCUCGGGGGCGUUCCUGCCUUCCAAGAAGGUGCAGAAGGAAUGCAUUCCUGAGGAGCAGGAGCAGGACUUCCGUCCUUCUGUGGGAGGGGAAGAACACUCAGAUUCUGAUGGUUGCAAUGUAGAAGAUUCUAAAGAGGCAGAUUUAAGACUGGCAGCUGAGCAAGCAAAUGAGAUGGCUAGAAAUGACCGCUUGGAAGAAAGACCAGUGUCCACAUCUCAAGAGGUGCACGCCCUUUCCCCAGCAAAGAGAACGGAGCCUCAUGUUGAUCCGCCUGUCCAGAAGGCGACUACUUCAACGGUUGUCAACAAUGACAAUGAGCAGGAAGUAAAACCUCGGACACCGCCAGCAGCGCCGACCUCACUGAGCCAUAAAGAAGAUUCUAAUUUACAUGGUCCCAGAGGUUCACUUGAGUCAACAGCUUCUUGUAUACCUCAAUCCCCAUCUCCUGUAUUUAGCCAAAGCACUGCUGCUCAACAAGUUAAAGAUCCUCAUCAAGGACUAGCCAUUCAUUCCUCGCCUCCUCUCCAGAUAAGCACCUCAUCAGGGCCUGCUUAUCCUUCAGGUUGUGCGGCUCCGGGAAUGGGCGCACUACACCCUGAUGAAGAGGACGGACUAGAACAUCUAGAACAGCAGGCACAACAGAUGGUGGCGUACCUGCAGGACGGGACGCUAGAUGAUGACAGGUUAACAGGGAAAGCACCAGAGCACAGAAUAAAAGGACCAUCUCUAGACAACCAGCAGAAGUGGUUCUACAAAGAUCCGCAGGGAGAAAUCCAGGGUCCUUUUAAUAAUCGAGAGAUGGCAGAAUGGUAUCAAGCUGGAUACUUUCCCAUGACAUUAUUGCUAAGGAGAGUUUGUGACGAUGCCUUUCAGACACUUGGUGAUCUAAUUAAAUUAUGGGGCAGAGUUCCAUUCAUCACCCCCGCGGCUCCUAGAAUAGGAGAUUUGGUGGGCCCUGAGCAUUUAGGCCGUCAUCAGGACAUAACGACCCUAUACCAGUUACAGCAACUGCACUACCAGCAGUUUCUUAUACAACAGCAAUAUGCCCAAGUCAUGGCUCAGCAACAGAAGGCAGCACUGUCCUCACAGCAGCAGCAACAGCUGGCUCUCCUUCUACAGCAGUUCCAGACUCUAAAGAUGAGGAUAUCUGAGCAGUCGGUUGUUCCUGCAGUACCCAGAGCGAUGUCUGUGCCAGAUAGCUCAUCACUGUGGGAGCAUCAGACAGCUGCCCCUCCAACUACUAUGUGGGAGGGAAGCAGCGUGUGGGACCUGCCUAUAGAACCAACUUCCCAGGGAGCAUCUAGAGAGCAACUGGAACAGCUUGAGAAGGUGAAAGCCGCUAAGAUUGAACAGGAGAGAAGAGAAGCAGAGUUGAGGGCAAAACAAGAAGAGGAAAAGCGACGGCAGCUUGAAGAGGAGGAACUGAAAAGGAAGGAAGAGCUAGAGUUAGCACGUCGCAAGCAGGAGGAAGCGUUGCGGCGACAGAGGGAACAAGAGCUGGCACUUAAGAGACAGGUUGAGGAAGAGGAGCGGAAACGAGAGGAAGAACGAAGGCUGCUGGAGGAAAGACGGCGGCAAGAAGAGGAGAGGAGACGACAAGAGGAGGAGAAGCAGAGACUUGAGGAGGAGAGGAAGCUUAUGGAAGAAGAAAGGAGGAGAAGGGAGGAGGAAAAGAAAAGAGAAGAGGAGGAAAGGAGAAAAAAGGAAGAGCUUCAAAGGAAACAGGAAGAGGCAGCUAGAUGGGCACGAGAAGAGGAGGAGGCUGCACAGCAGUUGUUGGAGGAAGCACAAAUACGGCAGGAGGAAGAGGAGCGCAAGAAGCAAGAGGAGGCUCAGAGGCUGAAAGAGCUUCAAAGACAGAGGCAGCAGCAACAGGAAGCACUUAGGCGCUUGCAGCAGCAACAGCAGCAGCAACAACUGGCGCAGAUGAAGUUACCAUCUUCAUCCACUUGGGGGCAGCAGGUGAAUUCGGGAGGAUCCUCUCAGUCAACAUUAUCUUUGGCUGAGAUACAGAAACUAGAAGAGGAGAGAGAGCGACAGAAGCAAGAAGAGCAGCGACGACAGCAGCAGGAGAUGAAGUCUGUGCAGCAGCAACAACAGCAAAAGAUGCCUGGCUGGGGCAAUGUGAGCAAAUCUACUGGCAGCAUGAAGUCUCUCCUGGAGAUCCAGCAGGAAGAAGCCAGGCAAAUGCAGAGUGUGCAGCCACAGGGAGGCCGUGGCCGACCAGCAAACAUCACGCUUCCGCCUGCACCUGCUGCUCCUCAGCAUCAUAACACUAACAAUCCCGUUAGCAGCUCUGGAAGUUCUGUGUGGGGGAGUCUGAAUAACAAUCUGAGCCCUCAGUGGUCGACUGACUCAAUAAGCAGUAUCUGGAGUAGCCCGGAAAACAAGGUGUCUAGUGGUGGAUUCUGGGAUGAUGCUGUGAAAGUGGUAGCACCACAAAACACCGUAAAUAAGAACAAGAGCAAUGCUAGCAAGCCAUCAGGGGUGAAUAGCCGGCAGAGUAAGAAAGUUGAACAAGAAGAAAAACUUGUGAAACUAUUCCAAGGAGCCACAAAGUGUUCCGACAGCUUCACCCAGUGGUGUGAGCAGACACUGCAUGCACUCAACACUGCCCACAGCCUGGAUGUGCCCACAUUUGUGUCCUUCCUGCGUGAAGUGGAGUCUGCCUACGAGGUCUACGAUUAUGUCCGUGCAUAUCUUGGGGACACUGCAGAAGCAAAGGAUUUCUCUAAGCAAUUUCUGGAGCGCCGGAAUAAGCAACAAACUCCUUUACCUAGACCGCAACAGCAGGAAACUGGAUGGGGUGUGUACCAGACAAGUCAAAAUAAUGCACAGCAGACAACACUAGAAACUGCACAAAGCGCUGGACGCAAGAAAAAGAAACAGAAGAUGGUUCGAGCAGAUCCAAGUCUUCUAGGUUUUUCCGUCAAUGCUUCCUCUGAGAGGUUGAACAUGGGGGAGAUAGAGACUUUGGAAGAUUACUGAUCCUUGUAGUGGGGUAGGGGUAACCUGUUCCCCAUCCCUACCUCAACUUCAAGCGAGAAGCAAAACGUGACAUCACCCCCCCAUUACACUCCCAGUGCCCUGCUGGGAUCUUCAAAUGGGACCCUCCCUCAAUGCUUCAAGAGAAGGACGAUUGGAGGACAUCCUCCCACCUCCACUAUCCUAGAUAUCCUGCUUUGUGGAGAGGGCACUCUGAGGGGGGUAGAUAAUUGAGUUAUGGGGAACGUUACCCAUCUUCAUUACAGUACUGUACGGUCUCGUUUCAGAGGCUUGCCCAGUCUGCUACUUCUUCCACCGUUAUUAGGUGGGGAGAGAGAGAGGAGGCUUUUGGGUUGGACUUUGCACCUCCCCCUCACUGCUUUUGGGGUUCAGCUCUAUGGAAUGUGUUAGGGCAGCAGGAAUAUAUAUGGAGAUUUUUUUUUUUUUAAGUGUGGACAGUGCGUAGCCUUCCAUUGCACUAGUGGUGAGGGCAUGCUACAAAGGUAAGACUGGUAUCACUCUCCUGUCUCAUAGCCACCCCCCACAUCUUAUAAUCACAUGUGCAAUUUGCAAGUUACAUUUUUUUUAAUUAAUGGUUUGCAGUGGGAGCAGUAUUUACAGUUAGUCUUGUGACAUGUGCAGCUGACUAUAUACCUUUUGCUGCAAAAUAUAUACAGACACAAUUUGGUGCUGUUAGAUUAUUGCAGAUCUGCUCCUCCUGCAUUAUAUCCACUUAGAAGUGCAGACAAGGUAUGGAUAGGAGGCAACACACUUAUGUUUACACAGCUCCCGGACCACUGUAAAGUUUUGCCCCAGUGUGCAGUGAUUUGGGGGGAUGCCAGGCCUGACCUCAAUAAAGCACUGGUUGUAUUAUAACACAUUUCUGAUUUGGAUGCCUUAUUGCUUUGUGAAUGUCAGGGUGGUGCAACUAAGCCUCAUGCCAACUUACAGGUCUGUCACUGUCUUCCUCCAGCCUACGGACAAUCAUUCCCCCUGCAUCUGCCAUCACAAGAAGUGACCUCUUGGCUUCCAGUGAAUUGCAGCUAUUCCGUGGGCUACUGGGCAGAACAGAGUCACUCUGCUCCCCUGCUAAUGCUUAACGGAAUUAUAUGGGUUCUCAGACAAAUCAGACCGUGAAGACUACUAGCCUCCUGCCAUGAUCCAGGGGAGGUGAGAAGGUGCAGCUCAGGAGUGUGCAAAUUAAAUUAUAACAGGAAUUAGCAUUAUAUUAUUGGGUCAUUACAUGAACAAAAGGUCCCAGAGACACAAUUGUAUUAAAGUCUAAUUUAUUUUACAACA
This is a messenger RNA of Pseudophryne corroboree (corroboree frog), 5478 nucleotides long. It is a transcript of the gene GIGYF2, whose product is annotated as GRB10 interacting GYF protein 2. Gene Ontology annotation, biological process: insulin-like growth factor receptor signaling pathway. Lineage: Eukaryota; Metazoa; Chordata; Amphibia; Anura; Myobatrachidae. The record is from RefSeq and is a predicted model, not a curated record. Gene Ontology annotation, molecular function: protein binding. The transcript has 29 exons. The coding region runs from base 232 to 4182 and encodes 1316 amino acids. Gene Ontology annotation, cellular component: proximal dendrite; vesicle; cytosol.